Molecule: messenger RNA, 570 nt
Organism: Tricharina praecox
Lineage: Eukaryota; Fungi; Ascomycota; Pezizomycetes; Pezizales; Pyronemataceae
Exons: 3
Coding region: 1-570 (189 amino acids)
Source: RefSeq, a predicted model, not a curated record
AUGGGUCGAAUCAGCUGCUACUAUGCGCUGAUCGGUGUUGCACACGAUGCAACAACCGAAGAAAUAAAGGCAGCCAUCGAGCUGGCCUUCGAGGAGGCGGACGACAACGGGAUAAGCGUCAAGACUGUACAGCUGCGCACGGCCUCCAACGUGUUGACGAGUCUGCGGCGUCGAGAAAACCACGACCGACGGCAUGCUCAUGGAUGUACACUGUGCAUCUAUGCGCCCGUCAGGCGGAGGCCCGACGUUACGCUCAUGAAGCCGUGGGUCGGAAGGCCCAGCGAGUCGCCAAUCGUUCGCGAACGCCCCGCACCAAGCCUCUCCGAAGGUCCAGACGUCACCCAAUGGGUCGACGUCUAUGGGACUUGCCCACUUCGUGCUCUCUUAGUAGCACGGAGUAAAAGACGGCAGAGGAAACUCGGGAAAGGUCGUACCUUUCCUCAGCCGCUCUGGGAAGCUGCGGAUACGAAGAAGUACGCGGCGAGGGAGAAGCUGGUGUUGGUGGCAGAGGGGGAGACCACGGUGGAUGCGAUCGUCGGACGCAUGGGGUGGACCAUCGGAGGUGAGUGA